Molecule: messenger RNA, 1265 nt
Organism: Monascus purpureus
Lineage: Eukaryota; Fungi; Ascomycota; Eurotiomycetes; Eurotiales; Aspergillaceae
Source: the annotation of a GenBank genome assembly
CUUCAAUCAGCAUCCCUACUAUUAUUAUUAUCUACGAGAAAUCCGGUUGUGUCACACGGCCUGUUUGGUGUUCCGACGGACGUCCUGCUUUAUCAGAGACAGCAUGUUCCGACGGACGUCCUGCUUUAUCAGAGACAGCAUGUUAUAAACUGUCGUCUCCCGCUGUCUUUGUCGUUCAGUUUCAGGUACUUUCCGAUAAGGGCAAUCAAGAUAAGAUACGUCAAGUUUGGCCUUGCCCGAGUCGCCGAUUCGGUAUCUGCUACUACAUACACAGCUCUGUAUCCUCAUCAUCAUUUAAAUCGGCACUAUUAGCCAGUCUAUCAUUCUCUCAUCGCAAUUGACUCGCAGUUGAUCCGCGACACCAUGCCGUUCCUCAAAAACAGAUCCGACUCGCCAUCCUUUGCAUCCUCGUCCUCCGAACCCGAACCCGCCCCAGACGCCUUCCAGAAACUCGUCGAGGACCUCAGCGCAGCUUUGGGCCCGAGCUCGGGUCUCGACUCGGACGAUGUCGAUCCUGCCGACAUCCAGCGCCUGAUGGAAGCCUACGUCUCCAAUUCGGAGGAGUGGUCAAGAUACGCGCUGGGAGAUGGAAGCAGGACAUACACGAGGAAUUUGGUCGACGAGGGAAAUGGGAAAAGCAAUCUUCUUAUCCUGGUAUGGAGCCCGGGAAGAGGCAGUGCCAUCCAUGACCAUGCCAAUGCACACUGUGUCAUGAAGAUCCUCAAGGGUUCUCUCCAGGAAACCCUCUACUCAUGGCCUGACCAGGAGAAGAUCAAGAGCGGACAGUACUCACCUCCGCAGGUCACCAGACAGUCAGUGUAUGGCGAGAACGAGGUUACAUACAUGUCCGACAAGUUGGGCCUCCAUAGAAUCUCCAACCCGGAUCCUAACAACUUUGCUGUCUCGUUACAUCUCUACACCCCUCCCCAUGCUGCUACAUAUGGCUUCUGCCUCUACGACGAAUGCACCGGAAAGGCAAAACAUAUCAAGCAAGCCAAUUUCUACUCUCGCAAGGGUCAACGGGUCAAUUGUGAACAGUUCUACAACUAAGUCGCCUAUUCUAUGUCGAUGAUACUCCUGUUGGUCCGGUGUUGGGUUCUUUUGGAGUUCUCUGGUGUUAUUCUAUCUUUUCACUCCUUCCUAGUCAAAGUUGGCAAGUUCUUGCUCUAUUAAUACUUUCUGUCAGGCACAGACCAUUCAUUUUUACUGCCGGCUCCUUAUUCUCUCCUUUGGUAUUGGUAUUGCUGAUCACUUAUAAAUUAUGU